AUGUGUUGCUCCUCCGGCAGAGCUGUGGAGGCCACAGAGGGAAGAGUCCAGCAGUGCCCCCUGCUGGAGGAUUUCAUUAAUAGCCUGGUGUCAGGAGCCCUGAUGGAUCUGGCUGAAAACUCUGAGAAACCUGAGUCUCAGCGUCUCCGACUAAAUGAAGCCGACGGGCACCUGCACGCCAUCGAUUGCUCCUCCAAACAGCCUUCACCCAUUCCUGUUCCCCUCUUCCCAUCAAAAGAACCGACAGAUGCUUUGUGA
This is a messenger RNA of Menidia menidia (Atlantic silverside), 258 nucleotides long. The record is from the annotation of a GenBank genome assembly. NCBI's taxonomy places the organism in Eukaryota, Metazoa, Chordata, Actinopteri, Atheriniformes, Atherinopsidae.